CACAUACAUAGCUUCUCUCUCAAUAUAUAUAUAUUUUUUUUUCUAUGGUGAGACUUGAUAAAAAAAAAAAGAACGAAUGUAACCAAUGUAGAGAGUACAGCAAAAAAAGUACAGACUACAUAUGCAAUUCGAACUUAACCUUCUAUUUUGAAACUGGCGUUGGGGCAUUACUCUUAUAAAGGCCUGUAGCCAAAUAUUGAAGGAAGGAAGGAAGGAACCUUCUAUUUUUUGUUUUGGUGAUGUCCGGUGCUCUGUCACGGGUUAAGUUUCGCAAAAAUCAAAUGAAAGAAUAUAACGAGUAACAAUAAUAAUAAAUUUUGGGAUACUAUAUGUCCCUCACGUCCUGGAGGAAGGACGAAAAACAAACUUAAAUUUUUAAAAGAAGAAAGAAAAAUAACACAAAAAUAUGGAACAAGACUUAAAAUCUAAAAUCGACCAAGCGUGUAGAACUGCUGAGGAAUUCACCAAACUGUAUUACGAGAAUCUAGACAAGCGGAGAUAUCUGCUCUCGCGAAUGUACAUGGAUACCGCGAAUUUGAUAUGGAAUGGGAAUGGUGUGGAAGGCAAGGACAAUAUACAAAAAUUCUGGACAGAUCUGCCAACAUCUGCGCACAACAUUCUUACUCUUGACGCGCAGCCAAUUACAGGCCUAGAAGCAGCCACUCAGUUGACAUUCCUGAUCAAGGUCGGUGGACAAGUGAAGUACGAGGAGAAAAAUAUCAAAUCGUUUAAUCAAACUUUUCUAAUCACGGCUGUGGGUGACAAGUGGAAAAUUGUAAGCGACUGCUUCCGAACGCAAGAAAUAAUGGAGAGUGCGAGCUAA
Messenger RNA from Odontomachus brunneus, 823 nucleotides. RefSeq names its product NTF2-related export protein (gene Nxt1). The record is from RefSeq and is a predicted model, not a curated record. The transcript is spliced from 4 exons. Gene Ontology annotation, biological process: protein import into nucleus. The coding region runs from base 407 to 823 and encodes 138 amino acids. Gene Ontology annotation, cellular component: nuclear pore central transport channel. Lineage: Eukaryota; Metazoa; Arthropoda; Insecta; Hymenoptera; Formicidae.